Molecule: messenger RNA, 3113 nt
Organism: Onychomys torridus (southern grasshopper mouse)
Lineage: Eukaryota; Metazoa; Chordata; Mammalia; Rodentia; Cricetidae
Gene: Tvp23a
Product: trans-golgi network vesicle protein 23 homolog A
Exons: 8
Coding region: 141-782 (213 amino acids)
Biological process (GO): vesicle-mediated transport; protein secretion
Cellular component (GO): Golgi membrane
Source: RefSeq, a predicted model, not a curated record
CCCACAGACAACCCAAGCAGAGCUGCGGAGCCUCAGCUCCUAGCAUCCCUCCUGGCGGCUGCUUGCUGGGCGUCCCAAACCUUGGGCGGUGAAGGGCGGAGCUGGAGCCUGAGCUGUAGGGUCAAGUGGUACCCAGGGAAAUGAAGCAGGCCCUAGUGGACGAUACUGAGGAUGUGUCCCUGGACUUCGGCAAUGAAGAGGAGCUGGCUUUUAGGAAGGCCAAGAUCAGGCACCCUCUGGCCACCUUCUUCCACCUGUUCUUCCGAGUGAGUGCCAUUGUCACCUAUGUGUGCUGUGACUGGUUCAGCAAGAGCUUCGUGGGCUGCUUCAUCACCGUACUUCUCCUUCUGUCCUUUGACUUCUGGUCUGUGAAGAAUGUAACUGGAAGACUCAUGGUGGGUCUUCGAUGGUGGAACCAGAUAGAUGAAGACGGGAAAAGCCACUGGAUAUUUGAAGCCAGAAAGGUCUCUCCGAGCCACAUGGCUGCCACUGAGGCAGAGGCGCGCAUCUUCUGGCUUGGCCUCAUCAUCUGCCCUGUGAUCUGGAUUGUCUUCUUCUUCAGCACCUUGUUCUCCUUGAAGCUGAAGUGGCUGGCUCUUGUGAUUGCUGGGAUUUCCCUCCAAGCUGCCAACCUCUAUGGCUACAUCCUUUGUAAGAUGGGGGGCGAGGGUGACAUCAGUACAGUUGCGGCCAGCUUUCUGUCCCAGACAGUGUUCCAGACGGCAUCCCCAGGUGACGUUCAGAAGCCUAGGCUUGAAGGACUGGACAUCCACCAGCGUUAGGCCCAGGGGCAGGUGGCUGGGGUUUCAUGGAGGUGGAUCUGAAGUACCUGCCCCAGGCCUCACUGUGGCUGCAGCCUCUAAGGAACUCUGAGGGUCCAGCUCUGACCCACCACUGCUGCUCCUGAGCUGCUGACGGCUGUGCAAGCAGUAUAAACCCCUCAGACUCACCGAUGAGUGGAUCCAGCGGCACUCUGCCCAGAAGAGGGAUCUUCAGGUCCUGGCACAUGGCCUCUGCACCCCCAGUUGUAGGAGGAAAGAUCUGAGACUCUUUCUGUGAAGCAGAAAGAGAAGGAAGUUUUAUUCUGCUUCUGUAUCUUAGGACACAGUAGUUUCCAGAUGUUUUAAAACAGUGGCUGAUUUUUGGAUGUGAAACUCCAAAGCAUCUUCACUCAGGCAGAGAAGGGCUUGAUGGAAACCCCUCCCUUCCUGACACAACAGGGAGAGCAGAAACUAGAGAAGCAUCCCUGCUGUUUCCCCACUAAGACAAGGGUGUGUAGUGUCCCCAUCCCAGGACCAUUACCUUGCACUUGGGGCAAAUGAAGCCACUCAUGUUCUCCACCACACCAAUAAUGGGCAGCUUCACCUUGUGGCAGAAGUUUAUCUCUUUCCGGACAUCCUGGAGGGCCACCUCCUGGCAAAGUUCACAGAGCAGUUAUCCCACAGCCACAGGGCACUGGAAGACACGUGUGGUCCAGGGGAUGGCCAUGACACUGGGCACACCAUCAAGUGCUGGGGAACGUGACCAUGGCUUGGUGCUUACUCACCUGAGGGGUGGUGAGGAUCACCGCUCCAUCAAUGUGUGCCGCAGCCAGAUACUGGACAACAGAGAGAUGUUCAUCGGAUGUGCCAGGUGGGGUGUCUACAAUGAGGUAGUCGACAUCUCCCCAGUCUACAUCACGGAGGAACUGCUUGAUCAUGCCUGGAAGGGAGCAAGGCUGAGUGUGUGCCCUCCUGCACACAUCUCCAGAAGGACCUUUGAGUCUGCACGAGCAUUCCUACACUCCCUCAACAAGUGAAACUGUUGUCCCCAGGGGUCAGGAGGUGAGACCUGCAGACAUGUUGGGUGGCCAUGAUGAGGUCAGGAGUGCUACUAUCAUUAUGUUAUGUAUGGUGCGGACAUGUUGCCCCAACAGACUCAUGUGACUGAAGUGUCAGUAAUGAGAGAAAGUGGCUGCCCCAGGCCAUGCUUUCUGCAUGCCCUUGUUUCCCCUACACUGACCCAGCAAGGGGGUUUCACUUCACACUUCCCUCCUUGAUACAAACCAGCUACGUGACACACCACAAAUAACUUCAGGACUCUGAAAGUCCUAAGAGCAGAAGAACCCGCAGCAGGUACUAACGUGUCUACACUGAAACUGGCAUUUCUCAUACCAGGUGAAGCACUGGUAUGCAGGACCUGGGCUCCGUCCCCAGUACCAAAGCAAUAGCAUUAAACACCACUGAACCCAUGCCUGAAAUCUCCCUGACAGUCUGGAUGUAGGCAGAACAAGGAAUUUGAGCUAGAGGAGCAGAGUGACAAACCAUUUUUCUUUGGUCCCCUCCAGAUGACAGCAUCAUCAGGGCUGCUGAGCAGGAAACCCACAGACAUCACCCCCAGGUUGUCCUCCACGUACUGCAGAGGGAAUGGGGAAAAUGGGGAGAAACGUGUUUGCUUGUGGGAACAGGGCACAACACAUCUACACAAACCACAUGUGGGUACUUCCCAGAGGAUUUGGUAAAGAACAAAAUUUUCAAGAUGGAGGUAUCAUGUGCCUCACAUCUACGCUUGCUCUUUACAGCCUUAGGUGCCCAUGGUGAGAUCUACAAGAGGCCAUGCUGGCCUGUGCCUCAACGACAGGUUAACGAAGCUAAAACAAACACCAUCUCCUCAGGUGUCCUAACUGGAUGAGCAGAGACCUCACAAUCAGGUCUUGGAGGUGAGGUUUGACUGGGACACACUGUGGUCAUUCAGUUUCACACCACUUCGUAGCCAUGGAACCAGAGAGCACAGGUCCAUCAGCCCCAUACAGACAAGGCCUGCCAGUCCUUUGUUCUUACCUGCAUGCUUGGAAAACAGCCUCAGUAAACAUUCAAGUUGAGCAAUAUUUAUGCCAACCCCACCUCCAAUAGCCCAUCAGAUACACCUAACUCACCCCCUGCCCCCCAGGAAGGCUAACUCACCACUGGAGACCAUCCGGAGCCACUCUGGUGAACCUAUGGGGACAUGAUAGUCAUUCUUAUCACUGUGCACUCUGGUCACAUCAUCACUGACAAAGUGUCCAAAGAGGAUGGUUUCACAGUGUGAUUCACCAUCCUAUACUGCAUCACUCAAUAAAAAAGGUCUUUAAAUGA